Naegleria gruberi is the source of this 576-nucleotide messenger RNA. RefSeq lists its product as uncharacterized. Gene Ontology annotation, molecular function: calcium ion binding. The transcript has a single exon. Gene Ontology annotation, cellular component: cytoplasm. NCBI's taxonomy places the organism in Eukaryota, Heterolobosea, Eutetramitea, Acrasida, Naegleriidae. The record is from RefSeq and is a predicted model, not a curated record. Bases 1 to 576 code for a protein of 191 amino acids.
AUGCCUAUCAAUCCUUCCAUGCUCAAGAAAGAAAACUAUCAUAGAGAAACAUAUCGAAAUAUCUUUGAUAUGUUCGACAGUGAUAUGGAUGGUUUAUUGGAUGAGCACGAUUUAAUGUUAGUUUUUACCAAGUUGGGAAGAACAACAGAAACAAACGGAAAGGAAAUAUCUGAUCUCAUCAAUGACCUUAAUUCAUCCUCUGAUAAAAACGGAAUAACCUUUGAUCAAUUUGUAGAAUUAAUUGGAGAAAGUGAAGAUGAGAGUAAGGGCAACAAACUUUUAUCAUUCCUUACAAGUAAAAAGUCUAAAAAGGUUGCCGGAAUGCAUACCGAGAAUGACUUGAAGGAAGCCUUUAAUUUGUUUGAUGAAAACAAAGAUGGAGAAAUUACAAAACAAGAAUUUAGAUCAAUGAUUUAUAAACUUCAAGGAUUGGGAAAUAUUUCCGAGUCUGCACCAGGUAAUGUUUCGAUGAGCGAUGCAGAGAUUGAUUAUUUAUUCUCAAUUGUUGAUACAGCAAAUAAGGGAGCAUUGAAUUUUGAACAAUUUGUAUCACUCUUCACCAAGUCAAUGAUCUAA